This is a messenger RNA of Diorhabda carinulata, 1135 nucleotides long. RefSeq names its product UPF0605 protein CG18335-like. The transcript has 7 exons. The record is from RefSeq and is a predicted model, not a curated record. Lineage: Eukaryota; Metazoa; Arthropoda; Insecta; Coleoptera; Chrysomelidae. The coding region runs from base 153 to 1070 and encodes 305 amino acids.
UGUUACUACAGCAACUGUAACGUCAUGAGAAAUGUCGUCAACAUGAAUAUAGAUAGAGGUUAUCUGGCUAUGAUUUAAAUUGUUACCCAUAUAGAUAGAGGGAAGGGCACUUAAAUAUCAGGCAGGGAUAAAUUUCAGUUUUCUGAUUAAAAAUGGAACUAAUUUCAUCGCCAAAUCCUCAUUUUAUACCAGGGUAUACGGGAUUUUGUCCACAAUAUAAAUAUCGUUUGGGUGACACUUAUGGUACGACAACACAUAAAGUGCUGCUGGAUCCGACUGUACAUCAUGCCGAAAAGUUAGUGCUAUCCGACAGAAGUGCUGAUGAUUAUCAUGCCUACAGUCCAGCAACAAGAGAUAUAGAUAUAGUAAACGAGAGACAUGGAGAUACCAUUUAUAAACAUCCAAUGAUACCUGGAUAUGAAGGAUUUGUUCCAAGGGAACAUGGCAAAUUUGGACAAAGAUUCACAAUACAAGCACUGGAAGCAUUGUCGGAUUUUGAAAAAGCGCAAAUGGCGCAACGAGAAGCUUUUAACCAAAUAACGAAGUUGGGAUAUCUGCAAGAUAAUAGAUGGGAUCCAAAAACAUUAGAAGAAAAAGAGCUUGCUCAAAGUCAAUUCAAAUUGCCGUUAUUAGAAGUGAGACCAGAAUGCGGUGGCCUUUUAAGAAAUUUACCCGUAACCGAACCACCGCUAACCCCUCCGAGUCAAUCUGUUAACCCCUAUUUUGCGGAUAUCGAGGAUCCCGAGAAGUAUCUCAAAACAGGAUUUACUGGUCAUGUUCCAUUUGGAUAUGCAUCGUUUGGGAAAACGAACCAAGCUAUGACAAAUAGCGCUCUGUGUGAUUUUACUGCAAAUUAUAGAAAAAGAUUGAGUAAUGAAUGGGCGCCAGUUCAAAUAGACCGACCUAACCCUCCGGUCUUAAUACAACCUACGGAAAUUUAUCAUAAACAUAUUGGACAGUUACCAAAUUACGGUGGACACAUUCCUGGAGCAAUAUUCAGAUAUGGAAAAACUUAUGGAAACGAUUCAAGAGAUGCGAAAAGGUGGCUUAGAGGAGAUUACUCUACAUAAAUUCACUGUGAUAUAAAGUUAUGUAGAAAAUUCUUUGAAGUUAAUUAAAUUUAUGUUUUUCGAAA